This is a messenger RNA of Anguilla rostrata (American eel), 552 nucleotides long. Its product is annotated as keratin-associated protein 21-1-like. NCBI's taxonomy places the organism in Eukaryota, Metazoa, Chordata, Actinopteri, Anguilliformes, Anguillidae. The transcript is spliced from 3 exons. The record is from RefSeq and is a predicted model, not a curated record. The coding region runs from base 1 to 552 and encodes 183 amino acids.
AUGCAGGCCUAUCUGGUGGGCUACAUGCAGGCGUAUCCGGCGGGCUACAUGCAGGCGUAUCCGGCGGGCUACAUGCAGGCGUAUCCGGCGGGCUACAUGCAGGCCUAUCCGGUGGGCUACAUGCAGGCCUAUCCGGCGGGCUACAUGCAGGCCUAUCCGGCGGGCUACAUGCAGGCCUAUCCGGCGGGCUACAUGCAGGCCUAUCCGGCGGGCUACAUGCAGGCCUAUCCGGCGGGCCAUCCGGCGGGCUACAUGCAGGCCUAUCCGGCGGGCUACAUGCAGGCCUAUCCGGCGGGCUACAUGCAGGGCUAUCCGGCGGGCUACAUGCAGGCCCAUCCGGUGGGCUACAUGCAGGGCUAUCCGGUGGGCUACAUGCAGGCCUAUCCGGUGGGCUACAUGCAGGGCUAUCCGGUGGGCUACAUGCAGGCGUAUCCGGUGGGCUACAUGCAGGCCUAUCCGGCGGGCUACAUGCAGGCCUAUCCGGCGGGCUACAUGCAGGCCUAUCUGGCGGGCUACAUGCAGCAGGGGGCAGCAGAGGCCCUCACCAGCUGA